AUGACAGCGAGUUCAAAUGGUAAUGGAACUCUUGUGGAUGAGUUCGAAGAAGCUUUUCAGUCAUGUUUAAAUGUAUUAACCAAAGAGGGAGCACUCCCAACAAUGGACAAAGAUGAAAUUAGUGUUGAUGUUGAUCACACAAUAUUAAAAUUCAUAGAUUUAGCAAGACAAUUAGAAGCAUUUUUUUUACAAAAAAGAUUUUUAUUGUCUGCUUUGAAACCUGAAAGUGUCGUUAAGGAAGAUAUUAACGAUUUAAGAGCUGAAUUGAAUAGAAAAGAUGAAUUGAUCAAACGUCAUUAUGAGAAAAUAUCAGCCUGGCAAACACUUUUAGCUGAUUUACAAGUUCAAAGUUGGGCUAAAUCUCCUGCUCAGGGUUCUUCGAAUACUCCUUUAGCUGGUACUCCUACUGGUGCACCUACUUCAUCUCCAAAUAUUCCACCUCCUCAAAAUUUAACACCUAACAUGCAACAACAACUUCAACAACAACAUUUACAACAACAGCAGCAACAUCAACAACAACAACAUCAACAACAGCAGCAACAACAACAAUUGCAACAAAUGCAACAGCAACAACAACAACAACAGCAGCAGCAACAACAACAACAGCAACAACAGCAGCAACAACAACAAAUUCAACAUCAUCUACAACAACAAAUGGGUCCAGGAGGUGGUGGUGGUCCUGGAAUGGUUCCACAACAAGCAAUGUUCAUUCCACAAUCAGGAAACCCCAGAUUUCCAGUUCAAGGACCAGGUGGUAUGCUUCAAGGACCGCUCGCAUAUUUAGAGAAAACUACGAGCAAUAUUGGAAUGCCCGAUGGAAGAAGGUGA
Molecule: messenger RNA, 828 nt
Organism: Pediculus humanus corporis (human body louse)
Lineage: Eukaryota; Metazoa; Arthropoda; Insecta; Psocodea; Pediculidae
Product: mediator of RNA polymerase II transcription subunit, putative
Exons: 3
Coding region: 1-828 (275 amino acids)
Cellular component (GO): mediator complex
Source: RefSeq, a predicted model, not a curated record